CUUUCUCUCUCCUCCACACACACACACACACACAGUCCCAUACACAUUCGCAGCAGCUGUGCCGCUGUCAGUUCUGGAAUGUAAGCGCUGCCGUCAGGAGUCCGAUUCUCCAACCACUAAGCGCCGAGACGGAGCAGCGCUCACUCAGACACACAGAUGGAUGCUAAGCAGAGCAAAACCAAAGAAACCUAAAGGACGCGAGUGAAAGGAAAUACAAUGCGUGUUCUGCCAAGGCUACUUUCCAGCUUAUUUCCAUAAUUCACAAAUCAUUUUGGACAUUUCCCUGCCGAUUGGAUACCAUGAUAGGCAAUCAAGCUCUGCUCCUGUUGAUGCUCUAUUUCCUGUGGCCCAGUACUGCCCUGCCUUUCAUUACUGGGAAUAUUGGGAAUCUGUUUGGGAUGCCAGAGAGUGAUGGGAAGGUUCUUCAGCGUUCCAAACGGGGAUGGAUGUGGAAUCAAUUCUUUCUGCUCGAAGAGUACACGGGAAAUGACCAUCAAUACGUUGGCAAGCUGCACUCUAAUGCGGACAAAGGCGACGGCACCGUGAAGUACGUCCUGACCGGAGACGGUGCUGGCAGCCUGUUUCUGAUCGACGAGAAAUCCGGAGACAUCCACGCCACCAAGCGGCUGGACCGGGAAGAGAAAGCCAUGUACACGCUCCACGCCAAGGUCGUGGACAGAACCACGAACACAGAACUCGAACCCGACACCGAGUUUAACAUAAAAAUCCACGACAUCAACGACAACGCGCCCAGAUUUGAAAAGGAGGUGUACUACGCCAGCGUCCCUGAAAUGUCUGAAGUUGGUACGUCUGUGGUCACAGUGACAGCCACUGACGCCGAUGAUCAAACAUACGGAAACAGCGCCAAGCUGGUAUAUAGCAUCCUGCAGGGGCAGCCAUAUUUCUCUGUGGACUCAGAAAACGGAACCAUAAAGACAGCUCUGCCUGGCAUGGACAGAGAAGUGAAGGAGCACUACCAGGUUGUAAUUCAGGCCAAAGACAUGGCCGGACAGAUGGGUGGGCUUUCAGGGACCACGACAGUCAGCAUCACCCUCUCCGAUGUAAACGACAGUCCGCCACGCUUCGCUAACCAUUCCUUCCGAGUGACUACAGUGGAGUCUACGGAGAUAGGUGGAGCCAUCGGACGCAUCAAGGCCGACGAUCCAGAUGUGGGACACAACGCCGAGAUGGAGUACAGCAUCGUUGGCGGUCACGACACAUUCAACAUCAUCACCGACCAAGCGACGCAGGAAGGAGUCAUCAUUAUUAAAGAGGCGCUGGAUUAUGAAAGUAAGAGGGACUACGAGUUCAGAGUGGAGGUGAAAAACACCUACUUAGACGCCAGGUUCAUCCACGGCGUGCAGUUCAAAGACUACGCCACGGUCAAGGUGACGGUGGAUGAUGUGGACGAGCCGCCCGUUUUCACCCGUAACCCUUACAUCAUUGAAGUUCACGAGGACACGGCCGCCGGCAGCUUCGUCGGCGUUGUGCUGGCCAGAGAUCCCGAUGCAGACAACAAGCCAGUGAAAUAUUCCAUUGACCGACACACGGAUCUUGAAAGGCUGUUCAACAUAGAUUCUGUGAACGGCACCAUCACAACACUGAAAUCCCUCGACAGAGAAAUGUCCAAAUGGCACAACAUCUCUGUGGUGGCCACCGAAAUAAGUAACUUCCUCCCUCAGUUCCCUAAACAUCUCUCUUCAGUCCUGAAAUAUGUGACAACAUUUAAUUUUCGUGUUUCAGACAACCCUCGGCAGACGACUCGAGUGCCCGUGUUCAUCAAGGUGUUGGACGUCAACGACAACGCUCCAGAGUUCGCCAUGUCCUACGACACCUUCGUCUGUGAAAAUGUCAAGGCAGGACAGCUGAUUCAGACAAUAAGCGCUGUUGACACAGAUGAACCGCUUGUCGGGCACAAAUUUGUCUUCAGCAUAAGCGCCACCAACCCAAACUUCACCAUCGUUGACAAGGACGACAACACUGCCAACAUCCUAACGAGGAGGGGCGGGUUCAGCCGGCGUGAGAUGAGCAUGUACUUCCUCCCCGUCGUGAUCUCAGACAACGACUACCCCAUCCAGAGCAGCACCAGCACGCUGGUGGUCCGCGUGUGCGCCUGCGACAGCCGCGGCAACAUGCAGUCCUGCAGCCCGGAGGUGCUGCCCUUCUCAGAUGGCCUCACCACCGGAGCGCUGGUGGCCAUCCUGCUCUGCGUGAUCAUCCUGCUCAUGAUCGUGGUGCUGUUCGCUGCCCUGAGGAGACAGAGGAAGAAGGAGCCUCUGAUCAUCUCCAAAGAGGAUGUCAGAGACAACGUUGUCAGCUACAACGACGAGGGCGGAGGAGAGGAGGACACUCAGGCCUUUGAUAUCGGCACGCUGCGCAACCCGGAGGUGAUGGAUGCUAACAAGCUUCGCAGGGACAUCAUACCCGAAAUGCUGUUUCCCUUUCGGAGGACAUCACCGAUAAAGGAUAACACGGAUGUGAGAGACUUCAUAAACGGGCGGCUGCAGGAGAACGACGCCGACCCCACGGCGCCCCCUUACGACUCCCUGGCGACCUACGCUUACGAGGGAACCGGGUCCCUGGCGGAGUCCCUGAGCUCGCUGGAGUCCGCCGCCACCGAGGGCGACCACGACUACGAUUACCUCAGCAACUGGGGACCACAGUUCAAAAAGCUGGCGGAGAUGUACAUAGGGAGAAGCCCCGACAGAGAGACCUAAACGAAGCCAUCCGUCUCUCUAUAAUCCAAACUCCUUUUCAAUGUCCUUUCGGCUUAUUAGCUAGCCAGACACCUGUUUGUCUAGUUAGUUAACUAGCCUGUCUGUCUUAAUAUCUAUCAAGCUACCUGUUUGUCUAGUUUGCUAGCUAGCUUGAUAGUCAACUGGUUGUCUGUUUGCUCCACCUUCAAAUGUGCGUGAAAAUGCACAAACUCAUGCGCACUAUAUUAAACCGUCAUGUGGAAGAUUACCUGGAAACGGGAAAGCUGUGUUCGAAAUGUUCACUCACAAAACUUUACUAGACGAUAAAUUGUCCCAUUAAUUAUCGCAAUAAACAAUAAUAUUGUUGUUUGAUGCCAUUUUAAAGUAAUAUAUAUCAUCAACUUCCUAAAAGUAAAUUUUGCCAAUUGUGAUGUGAAAAUGGGAAAGCUAUGUUUGAAAUGUUUACAAAAUUUGAAUAAGAAAUUGCCACAGUAAUUAUCGCAAUAAACGAUAAUAUUGCUGUUUUAGACCAUUUUCAAAUAACAUAUAUAGUCAGCUUCCUACAAUUCACUUUUGGCCAAAAGUAACGUGCAAAGCUAUGUUCAAAAUGUUCACUCAUUUUACAAGACAUACAUCGUCAUUUUGAAACCAUUUUCAAAUAAUAUAUAUAUCGUCGGCUUCCUAAAAGUAAUUUCUGGCCAAAAAUAAUAUGGAAACGGGAAGCUAUGUUUGAAAUGUUCACUCAUAAAAUUUUUCUAGACAAUAUAUUGUCUCAACAAUAGUAUUGUUGUUUUAAGACCAUUUCGAAGUAACAUAUACUUCCUAAAAGUAAUUUUUUGUCAAAAGUGAUUCUUUUUUUCUUUGCCUAAGACAUAUUUUCAAAAAAAGAAGUUAGUUUUUUAUAUUCAUUAUAGCAUAAUUAUUUAAGAUCAGUAACAAUAACAAAAUAGGUGGAAACAUAUCAGUUUCUUUCAAUAAAAGUCUUAUGAAACUUUAGCUAAAACUGCAGGUGUUUCUCUGUGUCUGGUAAUUGUUUUGUUUUUCACUCAGUAGGAAGACAAUCCAAAAAUUUAACUCAAGUAAGAGUACUUAAUGAAAUUACUCAAAUAAUAGUAAAACUUAAAUUUUUUUUCAACAAAGUUACAGAAGUAAAUGUAACUAGUUUCCUUUUACUGGUUUCAAACCAAAACAAAAUGGCAAUAUUUGUAAACGAUUGGACAAUUCGAACACAGAGCGAGACUUGAAGUGAGUUUUCUAUAAGCAGAUCCAAUAUAAAUCUCAGUCUUUUGCUUUUUUUGUCAUAAUCAGUAAAGAUGCCUUUAAAUUUUAGGACUUUUGUGAACAAUGGUGUGAAUAAUGUGUUUUGUAAUCAACAUGAACGAUAGUAGUAUUGUAUACUAUCAAUGUUAAAUGGUGCCGGCUUGGUUUGGGUGGGAAACGGGGGGAAGGAGUCCGACAGCUUUUCCAGACAACUUCAUUAAAUACUGUAAAUGUACAAAGUGUUUUUAUUGAUGGACAUCGUAUAAACUAUUUGCUAUAUCUGUUUGACGAACAAUGUUCAUGUGAAUGGUUGGUGGAGUUUCUUUUUGUCAAACUGUGAAUUCAUUUCAUCAUGUAGGUGUAAUAUGUAAUGGAAAGUGUAUGUUGUAGGAAACUGUCACACACCGCUUUCAUGCUAUUUGAAUGCUGAGUCAUAUUGUUUUAUAUUUAUAUUUUUAUACUUAUUUUCUUAAUAAAAUGAUCUAAAAAGGG
Xiphophorus couchianus (Monterrey platyfish) is the source of this 4448-nucleotide messenger RNA. Its product is annotated as cadherin-10-like. Gene Ontology annotation, biological process: cell morphogenesis; adherens junction organization; calcium-dependent cell-cell adhesion. Gene Ontology annotation, cellular component: adherens junction; catenin complex; plasma membrane. Gene Ontology annotation, molecular function: beta-catenin binding; cadherin binding; calcium ion binding. The coding region runs from base 300 to 2717 and encodes 805 amino acids. The transcript is spliced from 11 exons. NCBI's taxonomy places the organism in Eukaryota, Metazoa, Chordata, Actinopteri, Cyprinodontiformes, Poeciliidae. The record is from RefSeq and is a predicted model, not a curated record.